This is a messenger RNA of Anopheles marshallii, 324 nucleotides long. Its product is annotated as enhancer of rudimentary homolog. Lineage: Eukaryota; Metazoa; Arthropoda; Insecta; Diptera; Culicidae. The coding region runs from base 1 to 324 and encodes 107 amino acids. The record is from RefSeq and is a predicted model, not a curated record. The transcript has 3 exons.
AUGCAGCAAGUCAUUUUGUUCAUACAGGUGGAGAACGAUGUCAAAACUCGCACCUACCGCUUUUGUCCAAAUGUUACUGAGUGCAUGGCCACUGUGUGGGGGAUCUUCCAGGUGAUGACGAUGAACGAACACUAUCACGGACCGCCGACCCUUCAUAAUGUAGGGCAGCUAGAGGAGUUCAUCAACAAGCUUCCGGAUCUCGCAUGCCUUGUUUAUCGAGAAGACUUAGGAGGAUAUGAGCCCAAGAACAAAAACUGGAUUAUAGCGCAGUUCGUACAGUUAUUUGAGGCUCAACAGGGUUACCGUUGGAAUCCGGACUUAUGA